UUCCUUACAGAGCAACAUUUUCUUCCCUUACUGUAGCUGCUGUUCCCCUUCCUUCUUCAGCAAUCUUAAACCGCAGGCAAUACAUGUACCCUGUGCUUGCACUCUGCUAGCAAGAUGCUCUGACAGAAAUAUCAGCUCUCUUCCCCCACCUGCUUGGUCAGGAAUGGUACAGUCUGCAGAGGGACUCCUGUAAUGUAGCUCAGUUUAUCAAUCCCUUACAGAUGCCGAACAGUGAUUACUCCGCUGUGUAAUUGAAAUCAUUUUGGAUUUGUGAUGAUAUCUUAGCCAAGCAGAAGCUGAUGAGAAAAUGGUGUGGAGACUUGGUUUGAGUGGUGCAUUAGAUUUUAGUUCAUGUCCUAUGAAUCUCUGGAAAGGUCCGAAGGAAGAGAUGACCAUGUAGAUACUACAGCCUGAGUGCAGCAUAAUGGGAAAUGGUGAAUGGAAUGGAGCUGGUCUGCAGCCUUGAAAGCAGCCAUCCUGUGGACUAUUACCUGGUCAGGGACACCUCAGUCAUCAGAGGCAUUCUCCACUGAGUUCACUGAACACCCACUGGAUUCUUCUUAAUCUCUUAGGUUGAAAUUUGAGUUUCCUCCCUUGCUAUUUUGAAGCAAUUUUAAAAUUCCAUCUAGUGCACAGAGUGGAGCAAUACAAUCAGCAACAAUGGGUGACAUGACAAACAGCGAUUUCUAUACCAAGAACCAAAGAAACGAGGCCAACCAUGCAGGAGAGUUUGGGUGCUCGCUGGAGGAGCUACGCUCCCUCAUGGAACUCAGAGGAACAGAAGCAGUAGUAAAAAUUAAGGAGACGUAUGGGGACACAGAGGGCCUCUGCAGGCAUUUACAGACAUCACCAACAGAAGGAUUACCUGGCACUGCUGCAGAUCUAGAAAAAAGAAAACUUAUUUUUGGGCAAAACUUUAUACCUCCAAAGAAGCCAAAAACUUUCUUACAGCUAGUUUGGGAAGCACUACAGGAUGUGACUCUUAUAAUCUUGGAAAUUGCAGCCAUCAUAUCUCUGGGGCUCUCAUUUUAUCAGCCGCCUGGAGAAGGGAAUGAAGGUUGUGCUACUGUAUCGGGAGGAACUGAAGAUGAAGGUGAGGCAGAAGCUGGCUGGAUUGAAGGUGCCGCUAUUCUACUCUCUGUUAUUUGUGUUGUGCUCGUCACUGCCUUUAAUGACUGGAGCAAGGAGAAGCAAUUUCGUGGGCUUCAAAGUCGUAUUGAGCAGGAACAAAAAUUUACUGUGGUCCGAGGUGCACAAGUUAUUCAAAUCCCAGUGGCAGAGAUAGUAGUUGGUGACAUUGCACAGGUUAAAUAUGGUGAUCUCCUGCCUGCUGAUGGGAUUUUCAUUCAAGGAAAUGACCUUAAAAUUGAUGAAAGUUCUUUAACUGGAGAGUCAGACCAAGUCCGCAAAUCUGUUGACAAGGACCCUAUGCUGCUAUCGGGUACCCAUGUCAUGGAGGGCUCUGGGCGAAUGCUCGUAACCGCUGUGGGAGUGAAUUCUCAGACAGGCAUCAUAUUUACUCUGUUAGGGGCUGGUGGAGAAGAGGAGGAAAAGAAAGAUAAGAAAGAUUCUUCCCAUCCCUCCUCCCACCCUCCUUCAGCUACAGAUGGUGCAGCAGGUGCAAAUGCCACUGAUAAUGCAAAUGCCAGCUUAGUCAAUGGCAAAAUGCAGGAUGGGAAUAUGGAGAACAGCCAGAAUAAAGCCAAGCAACAGGAUGGUGCUGCUGCCAUGGAGAUGCAGCCACUGAAGAGUGCUGAAGGAGGAGAGGGAGAUGAAAAAGAAAAGAAGAAGGCUAACAUGCACAAGAAAGAGAAAUCUGUCCUCCAGGGAAAGCUGACCAAACUAGCCGUCCAAAUAGGCAAAGCAGGUUUGGUGAUGUCUGCCAUUACUGUAAUAAUUUUGGUACUGUACUUCGCUGUUGACACUUUUGUUGUCAACAAGAAGCAGUGGUUGCCCGAGUGCACUCCUGUUUAUGUUCAAUAUUUUGUCAAGUUCUUCAUCAUUGGUGUUACUGUGCUUGUGGUUGCUGUUCCUGAAGGACUUCCACUUGCUGUCACUAUUUCUCUGGCUUAUUCUGUUAAGAAAAUGAUGAAGGAUAACAAUCUGGUCCGCCACUUAGAUGCUUGUGAAACUAUGGGUAAUGCGACGGCCAUCUGCUCUGACAAAACAGGGACACUAACAACCAACAGGAUGACAGUAGUACAAGCCUACAUUGGUGAUGCCCACUACAAAGAGAUCCCUGACCCAGAUUCUCUACCAAGCAAAACCCUCGAUUUGCUGGUUAAUGCAAUUGCCAUCAACAGUGCUUAUACUACAAAAAUUCUGCCACCAGAAAAGGAAGGUGGCCUGCCUCGUCAGGUUGGCAACAAGACAGAAUGUGGCCUGUUGGGGUUUGUCCUGCAACUGAAGCAGGAUUACCAGCCAGUUCGGAAUCUAAUCCCAGAGGAGAAACUCUACAAAGUAUACACAUUUAACUCCGUAAGAAAGUCAAUGAGCACUGUCGUUAAAAUGCCAGACGGCAGUUUCCGAAUGUACAGCAAAGGUGCUUCUGAAAUUGUUCUGAAGAAGUGUUCUAGAAUCAUUAAUGCAGCAGGUGAGAUUCGUGUCUUCAGACCCCGGGACCGGGAUGAGAUGGUGAAGAAAGUGAUUGAACCCAUGGCCUGCGAUGGACUGAGAACUAUUUGCAUUGCAUACCGGGACUUCAGCAGCAACCCAGAACCAGACUGGGAUAGUGAAAAUGACAUUUUAACUGACCUGACCUGCAUUUGUGUAGUUGGUAUUGAAGAUCCAGUAAGGCCUGAGGUCCCAGAAGCCAUAAGAAAGUGCCAGCGAGCUGGAAUUACAGUCCGCAUGGUAACUGGGGACAACAUCAAUACAGCUCGUGCCAUCGCAAUAAAGUGUGGAAUUCUUCAUCCAGGAGACGACUUUCUCUGCAUAGAGGGAAAGGAGUUUAACAGGAGGAUCCGAAACGAGAAGGGAGAGGUUGAGCAAGAACGUAUUGACAAGAUCUGGCCAAAACUACGAGUACUUGCUCGCUCAUCUCCCACGGACAAACACACUUUGGUGAAAGGUAUUAUUGACAGCACGCAGGUGGAGCAGAGACAGGUUGUUGCAGUGACUGGUGAUGGAACUAAUGAUGGACCGGCACUUAAAAAAGCCGAUGUUGGCUUUGCAAUGGGUAUUGCGGGUACUGAUGUUGCAAAGGAAGCCUCAGAUAUUAUCUUGACGGAUGAUAAUUUCAGUAGCAUUGUGAAGGCUGUAAUGUGGGGCCGUAAUGUCUAUGAUAGCAUCUCCAAGUUUCUACAGUUCCAACUUACUGUUAACGUUGUGGCUGUGAUUGUGGCUUUCACUGGGGCAUGUAUUACACAGGAUUCUCCACUGAAAGCUGUGCAGAUGCUGUGGGUCAAUCUAAUUAUGGACACCUUUGCUUCUCUUGCUCUGGCCACUGAACCCCCUACAGAGUCUCUACUGCUAAGGAGACCAUAUGGCAGAAACAAACCUCUUAUAUCACGUACCAUGAUGAAGAACAUUCUGGGCCAUGCUGUCUACCAGCUCACUCUCAUUUUUACACUUCUCUUCAUUGGUGAAAAAAUGUUUAAGAUUGACAGUGGUCGGAAUGCACCACUCCACUCUCCUCCUUCCGAGCACUACACCAUUAUCUUCAAUACCUUCGUCAUGAUGCAGCUAUUCAAUGAAAUCAACGCACGCAAAAUCCACGGCGAGAGGAAUGUUUUUGAUGGCAUUUUUAGAAACCCUAUAUUUUGCACUAUUGUACUGGGUACAUUUGCUGUACAGAUAGUAAUUGUGCAGUUUGGUGGGAAACCUUUCAGCUGCUCUCCUCUACAGCUUGACCAGUGGAUGUGGUGUGUAUUUAUUGGACUAGGAGAACUUGUCUGGGGUCAGGUCAUUGCAACCAUCCCAACAAGUAGGCUAAAAUUUUUAAAGGAAGCAGGGCGGCUCACUGAAAAAGAGGAAGUACCUGAAGAAGACCUGAAUGAAGAUGUUGAAGAAAUUGACCAUGCAGAGAGAGAACUUCGACGUGGACAAAUUCUCUGGUUCAGAGGGCUCAACAGAAUCCAAACUCAGAUCCGCGUCGUGAAGGCAUUCCGUAGCUCUCUCUAUGAAGGGUUAGAAAAACCAGAAUCUAGAACCUCCAUUCACAACUUUAUGACUCAUCCUGAAUUUAGGAUAGAAGAUUCCCAACCCCACAUCCACUCAUUGAUGACACAGACCUAGAAGAAGAACCCUGCUCUCAAGCAAAACUCUAGCCCACCGGCUUCGCUGAACAAAAACACAGUGCUAUCGACAGUGGAAUAAAUCUUACAACUGACACAAGUAAAUCAGCUACCUCUUCCAGUCCAGGAAGCCCAAUACAUAGCCUGGAGACAUCACUUUAGCUGAAAGUUCACCUGCAAAAAAAAUAUAAAUAAAAACAGCGACAGAAGUAUAUAUAUAUAUAUAUAGAUAGAUAGAUAGAUAAAAAACUGUGCUGGCUGAGAAGCUGUUUGAACUCUUAUUCACUUUGUGACAAGUGAAUGAAUUGCUGAUCACAGUGGUUUUGGGGAAAGAAUGAAUGGCUGAUUUACAUACCCCUUUUUGCUCCCUUGCAGAAAAACAAAAACAAAGAACCCUCCUGCAUGAAUGUACGGUGCACUUCCAACCCAACCCCGCUCUCUCUCACGCGCACCUGGCUCUCUCUCUCUCUCCUCUCUCCUCUUUUUUUAAGCAGUAAAUGCAGAGGACUUUUUUCUGAGGCUAUUUAUCCAAUUCACUGGUCUGUGAGUUUUUUGAAAUGCGUGUGUAGCAUGGAUUCAGUUGUAUAGAUUAAUUUAAAUAAUGGUUUUGAAGUUGCAAGCUUAACUUGCACAGUAGAUUGCACCAGUUGGACAGAGAAACUUAUAAACAUUUAUGAGAUUAUAUAGAGAGAUAUAUACAUAGAAUAUAUACAUAAUUAACUAUAUAUAUAUAAUAUAUAUAUGUAUAUAUCUAUCUAUCUAUAUAGUUAUAUAUAAAGUUCUUUGUUGGCAUGUUGCCUUGUUCUGCUCAAAUUGCUCUGACUAUUUUAACUUAUUUAUGUCCUAAAAAAAAAAGAAUGUAAUUUGUUUACAAACCUGUAGAUAAUAUCCUUAACUAUUUGUAGGGUUAAGAAAGCACUUCCUGCCGAAGUAGUAUAAAAAUUGCUCAGCUCUUUGAAAACUUCUGUAAUAUUGCACCUUGGAUGUUUUAUACAACCGUGUUCUGAUUUUGCCUGCCCUUUUUUUUUGGGUUAAAUAAUGUAGAUACUGCUAGCAAAUAACAAAAGAAGCCAAAAUGUACACAUUGGAUGAAGCAUUGUUAUCCUAUAGAUAGGGCAGUGACCAGGCUUUCUUUUGUUUCAAAUACAAAGUUGAAAUGAUCAGAUUUUCUCCCCCUCCCCCCUUUUUUUAAAUAAAUAAAUUGCUUGAACUUGUUUUGGUGCAACACUCAAUGAUGGAGGCCAUUUCAUUGUUUCAGUGUAUUGCAAUGGCUUCUUAAAGUAUUUUUUUAAAAGUUUGUUAUAUAAACUGAGUUUAGUUUAUGAAUAACAAUUCAAAGAUAAGUUAUAUUGGCUUUGUGUAUGGAGAGCAAACUAGUGUUGAAAUAUUGUGACGUAUUGAUUCUUUUCAGUUAGUAAUUAAGACAUUAUUUCCUUAUUAAUUACAAGACUAUGGGCUGUUGGCAUUUUGGAUGGAAAAUCGCUAUGGUUUGUUGCUUUGACUUUUUAAAAGAAAAAGAUAAUCAUUUUCUGCACUAUCUAGAUCUGAAUGAAAUUUUAUGAAGUGUAUACUGAAAUGUGCUUUGUGAUUUUUUUUAUCAAGCUUGUCUUCCUGUAGUCACAAAAUAUACUGUAGCUAAUUAACAAAGUUGUUUUAACCUAUGUAUUGAGCUUUCUACAAGGGAAGCUAUUUUGAAAAACCUGCAGUAUCAUGGGGUGAGAAAUAUUUCAAGAUGGUAACAGCCUGUAACUUAAAUUUAUGAGCUUAUAUAAUCACUAUGUCAACCUCUUGAAUGCUAAUCACUUUGUGGGUCACAGAUUUUCAUAAAUAAUUUUGUAUUUAAUACAAAGUUUGCUUCAAGAAUUUUCAGCAAGCAUAUUAUCUUUUCCAUAAUCUUGUACAGUGCAAAAGACAUUUUGAAUAAUAUGAUCAAUCAUGCCAGAAAAACACUUUCAAACUAGCUUGAUAAAAUUGAUUUGUUGUUGUAAUUGUGUUGUUUUAAAGUUGGCUAAGAAGCGGUGCAUCUCUGCAGUCACAAGAACUAUUCCAAGCCAGAGAACUCUCCAAACAAUAUUAGACUCCUGGCCAAACUGCAGAUUGAAAUGACUAAAAAGUUUUCAGGGUGCAUCAGGACUAUUCAGCCAGGUAAAACUCUAAUCACUUGAAUUGCCAGCUUCCGGACUUUGUGCAGAAACUUGAAUGUUUUUUUGGCUCAGACUCGUAGCUCCUGUCCUGAUUCAAACUUUUCACUGAACAGCAGAUCUUUCAAGGCUUACAGAACUGUUUUCACAGAUACCGUUACUCAUUUCUUAACAGUAAAAUCUGGCAUGACAACAUAGUUGAAUUUAACUAAUUCUUAGUAGCAAAGUGAGUGAAA
Messenger RNA from Dermochelys coriacea (leatherback sea turtle), 6612 nucleotides. RefSeq names its product ATPase plasma membrane Ca2+ transporting 2 (gene ATP2B2). The transcript is spliced from 23 exons. Gene Ontology annotation, cellular component: intracellular membrane-bounded organelle; postsynaptic density membrane. The coding region runs from base 661 to 4236 and encodes 1191 amino acids. Gene Ontology annotation, biological process: calcium ion transmembrane transport; regulation of cytosolic calcium ion concentration. The record is from RefSeq and is a predicted model, not a curated record. Gene Ontology annotation, molecular function: ATP binding; PDZ domain binding; P-type calcium transporter activity. NCBI's taxonomy places the organism in Eukaryota, Metazoa, Chordata, Testudines, Dermochelyidae.